Molecule: messenger RNA, 975 nt
Organism: Galendromus occidentalis (western predatory mite)
Lineage: Eukaryota; Metazoa; Arthropoda; Arachnida; Mesostigmata; Phytoseiidae
Exons: 8
Coding region: 1-975 (324 amino acids)
Biological process (GO): sodium ion transmembrane transport
Cellular component (GO): plasma membrane
Molecular function (GO): ligand-gated sodium channel activity
Source: RefSeq, a predicted model, not a curated record
AUGCAGUACGAUCCGGAGAUGAGGAAUAAAUCUAUGUUCUCCGUCAAAGACAUCUUCCGUUGUACCAUGAGAUCCACUGUGACGACCUGCUUCUCCUUCAACUGUCUCGAAGUGAUGCGGCCCACGUACUUCCGGCCUCCUGGAUCGCAGUGCUAUACCGUCGACGCCAUCCAGUGGUCAGAUGACGAUCAUCGUUUCAAGAAGUGCACGAUGCCAUGGACAUGGGGUUCGAUGGCUUAUACGGUUUCUGUAGCCCAGCAAACAGUCGAGCGACUGCCACCACCGUUCGCGUCGAAAUGCACAGACUAUCUAUCCCGAGGGAAAAAAAGUCAUUUCUUGGGAUACCUCACUCAAGAUCUUUGCGUUCAAGAGUGCGUCGUGGAGGAGGAAUACAAAACAUGCGACUGCAUAAGGAAUACCCACGAAUUCGGCGGAUUUUUCCCGUAUAAAACAUGUGUAGUCGAGGAAAUCAUCGCCUGUGAUAAAAUACUGAGCAACAUGACAUUGCCGAUGUGCAUGAAGAAAUGUGGGCCGCCGUGCAGCGAAACCACCUAUGACGUUCGUUUGACGAGCCUUGGCGAAGACAAGCAGGAGAAAGGUCGGGAAUCUUUCUCAGUGUCAGUGAAAUUUUCUUCGGACUCCCAGAAGAUUUUCCAGUAUCAGCCAAAAUUAAGCUUGAUAGAGGCCUUCGGAUACAUGGGAGGAUAUAUCGGAAUGUGGCUCGGGCUGUCGCUCUUCAAGCUGAUCACCGACGCUGAAAGAUGGAUAAGGAAGUACCUCCUGGAGAGAGCCAUUCAGAAGGCCAAGGAGAAAGUUAUCGGCAACAGUAAUUACGGCGGCACCGGAGACAACAAUGAUACCGAUGAUGUCAACAACGAGAAGUUAGGAUCGAUAUCGGACAAGAAAAACGUCUACACGAAGACCACGGGUUACGGUCCCAUUAUAAUCCAUGUUCAAUACCGUCCAACAUCAUAA